Messenger RNA from Cynocephalus volans (Philippine flying lemur), 1687 nucleotides. Its product is annotated as interleukin-1 receptor-like 1. Lineage: Eukaryota; Metazoa; Chordata; Mammalia; Dermoptera; Cynocephalidae. The transcript is spliced from 10 exons. Bases 13 to 1674 code for a protein of 553 amino acids. Gene Ontology annotation, molecular function: interleukin-1 receptor activity; interleukin-33 binding. Gene Ontology annotation, biological process: signal transduction. The record is from RefSeq and is a predicted model, not a curated record.
GAUAAGCAGAGAAUGGGGCUUUGGAUCUUGGCAAUUCUGACAGUUCUCAUACAUUCCACAGCAGCCGCAUAUACUAAACCAUUCUGGGGCCUGGAAAAUGAGGCUUUGAUUGUGAGAUGUCCUAGACAAGGAAGAUCUCCUUACCCUGUGGAUUGGUAUUACUCAAAAACAAAUGAAAGUAUUCCCACCCAGAAAAGAAAUCAUGUAUUUGCCUCAGGGGAACAUCUUAAGUUUCUACCAGCCAAAGUCAACGAUUCUGGGAUUUAUACUUGCAUUGUCAGAAGUCCCACCCUCAAUCGUACUGGACACGCAAAUGUCACCAUACAUAAGAAACAACCAGAUUGCAACAUUCCAGAUUAUUUGAUAUUUUCAACAGUAUUUGGAUCAGAAAAAAAUUCCAAAAUAUAUUGUCCUACAAUUGAGCGCUAUAAUUGGACAGCACCUGUUGAGUGGUUUAAGAAUUGUCAAGCUCUUCAAGGACAGAGGUACAGGGCACACAGGUCAUUUUUGGUAAUUGACAAUGUGACAAGUGAUGACGAAGGUGACUACACCUGUAAAUUCACACACAAUGAAAAUGGAGCCAAUUACACCGUGACAGCCACCAGGUCAUUCGCAGUGAACAAUGAGCAAGGCUUUUCUCUGUUUCCAGUAAUUACAGCCCCUCCACACAAUGAAACAAAGGAAAUAGAAAUCGGAAAAACGGCAACCAUAGUUUGCUCUGCUUGCUUUGGGAAAGGCACUCAGUUCUUGGCGGCUGUCCUGUGGCAGCUUAAUGGAAGCAAGGUCAGGGACUUCGGUGACCCAAGAAUUCAGGAGGAAGAAGGGCAAAAGCGAAGUUCCAGCAAUGACAUGAUGUGUCUAAACACGGUUCUGAGAAUAGCCGCCGUGAAGGACGAGGAUUUAUCACUGAAGUAUGACUGCGUGGCCCUGAAUCUGCACGGCGUGAGACGGCACAGCCUCAGACUCAGGAGGAGAGACCCAAUUGAUCAUCAAAGCAUAGCUGCAGGAUGUAGCAUAUUGUUAAUUCUAAUCAGUGUCCUCGUGAUAAUCCUAAAAGUGUUCUGGAUCGAUGUUUUUCUGCUCUGGAGAGACAUAGCUAGACCUUACCAGACUAGGAAUGAUGGAAAGAUCUAUGAUGCUUAUGUUAUCUACCCAUGGAAGGACAAACAUAGUCCAGAGGGCGCCAGUCCUGCGGAGUACUUUGUUCACCAGAUUCUGCCUGAUGUUCUUGAAAAUAAGUGUGGAUAUAGCUUAUGCAUUUAUGGGAGGGAUCUGCUACCUGGAGAAGAUACAGCCACUGCAGUGGAAACCAGCAUACGAAAGAGCAGGCGGUACAUCUUUAUCCUGACUCCUCAGAUCCUGCACAGCAGGGAGUUCGCCUACGAGCAGGAGAUCGCCCUGCACAGCGCCCUCAUCCAGGGUGACUCCAAGGCCAUUCUCAUUGAAAUGGAGGCUCUGAGCAAGCCGGGUGGACUGCAGGUUGGGGAGAUUCAAGAUUCCCUCAGGCAUCUGAUAAAAGUGCAGGGUACCAUCAAGUGGAGGGAAGACCACCCCACCAACAAACAGUCCCUGAAUUCCAAAUUCUGGAAGCAUGUGAGAUACCAAAUGCCUGUGCCAAACAAACUUCCCAGAAAGACUUCCAGUUUGGUUUCCUUGAGUGCUCAGGGACAGUAGUGCUUGCUGUGAU